AUGCCGUCUUAUCCUUGGGCCGCAGAAUGGAGCGAACAUUGUCAGGCGUAUAUGCGGAUCAAUUGGAGCUACCAAUAUGGGAGGGAAGUUCGCGAGCGUCUCGACCAGACUAAUGGCUUGCCGGGCAAUUGGGUUUUCUUCGAUUGGCCUCGACGAGACUCUGGUGUGGCAGCAUCGAACAAUUUGAAUGCAGGCUACCAUACAACGGCUGGCGCGUCUACCUCAGCUUCAUCCCAGCAGGCUGGAAGUCAUCAGAUAAGAAGAGGGGCUUCCAUCAACGGGACUUACACGACGGCGAAUCCUAAUCCUCAUGAGCCCCUGGAUCCGAGUUUUAAAGUGCGCCAUGACACAUUCUUUGCGGAAGGAACGAUUUACAACAGCUCUAUCUCAACCGUCUUGUACAACGGUAAAGUUCAUACACAAAUCCGACGUUUUAUUGUGGUUGCCUCAAGGAAAGGAAUGUCUUACGCUUGUCCAAUUUUCACUUAUGGCAAUCAAGGAACCAAGAAACGUGGAGUCAACCCCCAAGAGCAUGCUGUAGCCUACUCCGAAGGGCAAAGCCCAGCUUUGUUGGAUGGAGAACAACCGCUGCAGAAGAACCCUAUCUGUGUAAUCAUGGCAAAUGUACCAAAGAACCCACCCUUGAGUGCACCAUCACGGAUUUGCUUCGGCAUUCACCACCCAAUUAAACACAACGUCAAGGUAAAGCAUGUUGGACAAGUCAAGGAUACCGACAUACCCUACUUGCUUGGUUACUGGAAGAUGGAGAAUGCGAACAUGCUGAACAACCCCGCUGAAGCAUCAGCAGAAGGAUGGGCGUCGAGCCCUGUUGCAUUGCAUGAGGAUCCACAUCUCUAUCAUGCACAGAGAAACCCGUAUGGAUACGAUGCACAGAUCAACCAGCAUAUGUUUCAUCCUGAGCACAAUCCAUCCGGGUAUCACCCCACAAGGAAUGUACGUGGCUUUCAUCCGCACAGUAAUCCACAUAUGUACCACCCCACCCAUAAUCCUAAUGGUUUCCACAAAGACCACAACCCAUUCGGUUAUCACCCUAAAAAAAACUUACAUGGCUAUCAUCCAACACACAACGUGUACGGUUAUCAUCCCAGUCAUGCCCAAUUCGGUUAUAACCCAGAGUCAAACCCCCGGGGCUACCAUGCUCACUUCAAUCGGGAAGGGUAUCAUCCAGUGAGCAACAAGUACUGCUACCAUCCAGAGCAGAAUCCAUAUGGUUACAACUCGCAGGAGAAUGCCAUGGGUCACCACAUUCAGCUGAAUCCAUAUGCCUUUCAUCCGCAUUAUCAUAGAGCUGGGUAUCAUCCUACGCACAAUCCGAACGCUUACCAUCCAUACUACAACUCUGCGGUUGCGCAACAAGACGAGAGUUCUGAAGAGGAGGAGGAGGAGGAUGAAGACGAUGAAGACGAUGAGAUCGACCAGCCUAUCGUCUAUUGA
Molecule: messenger RNA, 1455 nt
Organism: Parastagonospora nodorum SN15
Lineage: Eukaryota; Fungi; Ascomycota; Dothideomycetes; Pleosporales; Phaeosphaeriaceae
Exons: 6
Coding region: 1-1455 (484 amino acids)
Source: RefSeq, a predicted model, not a curated record